UUUUUUGCUUAUAUCUGUUUAAAGAUCAGAUUUUUAGUUCAGUGAUUUAAGAAUCUUGGAUCUUUAUCUGAAUUUGAGAUUCAAAGGUUGAUAUGUUUUGUUUUGUGGAGAGAACUAACUGAAGUUUGUGUUUUUUUCUACUGUUUGUGUAAAGAUCGAUUUUUAUUUUUGAGAAAUGGAGUUCUUGGAAAGACCUGAUGCUCAAUUGAUUAUUGGAGUUGCUGCUGCAGCUGUUGCUGUUGGUGUUACAGCUUAUUUUUACUUCUCUUCCAAGAAGUCCAAAGUAUGUUUAAACCCUGAAGAAUUCAGGGCAUUUAAGCUUGUUAAGCGCACACACCUUGCCAUAGUGUGGCGAGAUUCAGAUUUGAACUUCCAAUGCCCACUUCUGUGUUGGGACUACCCAUUGGACAACAUAUUAGUUGCAGGUUCAGAAAAAGUUCUGAACCUGGUGUCUAAACUGGAAGAAAAAGAUAAGGCGAUCACAACAUUUAUGUUGUCGCCUGAACAAUUUGCUGAAGUUAAGAGAAAUGAAGUGGAACAAGGAAGUGAGAAACAGUGA
Molecule: messenger RNA, 559 nt
Organism: Solanum verrucosum
Lineage: Eukaryota; Viridiplantae; Streptophyta; Magnoliopsida; Solanales; Solanaceae
Exons: 3
Coding region: 176-559 (127 amino acids)
Source: RefSeq, a predicted model, not a curated record